Messenger RNA from Anopheles darlingi, 811 nucleotides. Its product is annotated as steroid receptor RNA activator 1-like. The record is from RefSeq and is a predicted model, not a curated record. The transcript is spliced from 3 exons. NCBI's taxonomy places the organism in Eukaryota, Metazoa, Arthropoda, Insecta, Diptera, Culicidae. Bases 152 to 811 code for a protein of 219 amino acids. Gene Ontology annotation, cellular component: nucleus. Gene Ontology annotation, biological process: regulation of transcription by RNA polymerase II.
AAUGUCAACGUCGCCUCACAGCUGGUAUGCUCCAAAAUAGGAAUCCUGUUCUUUCGUGCCACGGUGAAUAGCCAUUUCAGCGAAGCACAAGUGCGAUCUCUGCGUAUUCGGCCCUCCUAUCGUGCAUUUAUUUGUAUGUUCCAGUUAGCCAAUGACGAGCUCUGAAAAUUAUCGCAGUGCGUCCAAGACGCAUGACCCCGGCUGGAACGAUCCACCGAAGGUAGCCGCCGGUGCCAUCGAAGGAAUCUACACCGCACCGAGCCAACCGAAACUUCUGCUCAACAAGCGUGUAGCAUUUCCGCUGCAAUCUGGCUCUAAGGCAGUAGCGCCUGGCCCAGCGACAGCGGGCGGUCCACCGAUGAUGGCUGGACCGCCACCUUCCGUUGGGCCACCGGUUACGAACCGUCGCAACCGACCUACCUCAGAAUCCAGUGCCGAUCAGCACGAACCAACGAGCGCGAGCGCGGACCGUGAGGCCCAAUUUUGCCAAAUACAUUCGGUCCUGAAUGAGUGUGUCGAGAGGCUAGAUGUGAAUCGCCAGCCAGAGGUACAGAAGCGUCUCAAGCUGCUCUAUGAAGCAUGGUCCGGGAAAAAGCUAGAGGCUGCGCUGGAGCAGUACUUGUACCAGUUUGCGACCGCCCUGAAGGAGCAGGAUGCGACCCGAGCCGGUAGCGUGCAUCGCUCGAUUAUCUGUGAUUUCGGCUCGAAGUGUACGCUGUGGGCACCGGCGCUCAGGCAGCUCAUCUUCGCCCUGCCAGCGAUCGAUACCGUUGAGCAACCAUCGGACAGUGUGAUAGUGAAUCCAAUCUAG